Leptonychotes weddellii (Weddell seal) is the source of this 3263-nucleotide messenger RNA. The record is from RefSeq and is a predicted model, not a curated record. NCBI's taxonomy places the organism in Eukaryota, Metazoa, Chordata, Mammalia, Carnivora, Phocidae.
CAGGUGCCCCUGGAGUUCUUUUCUUAUUUAAAAAAAAUAAGGUUCCCAGAAAGGGGCUUCUGGUCAAUGGGAAAGAAACAGUUAUUGGUAGUUGUCUGAUUGGAACUGAUUUGGAGGUUGCAGAAAAGGAAGAAAAUACAAGUCCGUUCAGAACUUGUCUUUCUGUCCCCUGUGCACGAUGGACGGAUGAGCUAUUUACAACAGAUGUUUGGGGGAAAAGGCACAGAACCACAUGACAGACGUUCCUUCAACCCCCAGGAUGCCUUCUAAUUUCAGAAAUGUGAACAGGAUGAAGGCAUGCAUCCGAAACGAGAAAAUGUCUAUCUCUUCCCCCUGCAAAUGGCGAUCCACACCGAAUACCUUCUAUCCCUGUACCAUCAUCUGCUUUGUCCCUUACGGUGCUUUGUGCUGUGGACGUGACUUCCGCUGUGGUCUUUUUUAACAUUCGCCCGGGAUUCUCUUUUUAUGUUUCUUCCAUUUCCCACAUCCUCUGGUCCCUGGACUUGGUUGUUUUGUUUCAGGAAUGUGUCUUUUAAAAAACAUAAAGUGACCCUCACCCCCGCCCGACCCUGCCGCCCGCCCAUCACCCCUGGGUCAUGCAGACCCGUAGCCUGAGCUUGCUUCUUACACCAAGUACCCCCACUUUGUUCUUCCCACUGCCGCCGCGGGCCUGAAAGCUUGUAACUGGAUCUGUGAUGCACCAGUGUUUCCCGAAGGUCCCAGGACGGCCAGGUUGUUGGUAGUGCUCUGCUCUGAUGCACGAAGCCUGGUGGGGGCACUCUCGGCCCUCUGGGACCAGUUUCCACGCGCCACUGACAGGGACGGGGGACCGUCCCUGGGGGAGCUUGGAGCCGGGAUGGGCGUGGCUCUCCCCUCACUGCUGGGGCGCCCCAGAGGCAGUCGGAGGGUUUUGCCUGCUCCUUCUGGAACAUGCCUGAGGAACUGACCGGUACUGUCCUGUUUCUGUGGCAUCACUUGGAAGAUGCUGCCUGUGCAUCCAUCAUUGGGGGGUGGUUAUAAAUGACCUGUGCCCCGCCCCCCAACACACACACACACACACACACACACACACACAGCUGCGCGUGAGCAGCUGAAGCAAGGCGGUCUCUGUGUAUCUCAGACGUACUUGGGGGGGGCGUUGCGAAGCAGGACUUUUGGUAAAUUCUCAUCUGUGUUUUAAAAAAAAAAAAGUACCAUGUGUACAAAUGUGUCUGCAUAGCCUGUGUGUUUGUAUGGUUGUACGUGCUGGUGGAAAGUUCUGGAAGGAUGUGCCGGGUAGCCGGUAGUGAUUCUAGUUAGCGCUGUGUACUUGAUAGGAUGCACUGGAGAGGAAGUUGCGCCCAUAUGUACUUGGGUACUUUUUUUUCUUUUUACAAGUAGCAACAUAUAGUAGUAAUAAAACAAUUAAGAUUAAGAACAAACAUACAUGCGGGAGGGGAGGGAGCUGUUCUGUUCCUCUCCCUGGAGGGCGAGUGGUGGGGGAGGGUGGCCUCUGAUGGCUCCUCUGUUGCUUCCUCACCCAGAAGAAGAAGGGGAAGGAGGCCGGCUCAGGGGCUGCACUGCCCCCGCCCCGUGUUGCCGCCCUGCCCCCCGAGGCCCGGGCUCCCCAUACCAGCUCCCCGGCCACUGCCAAGAGGAGCAAGGCGAAGGCCAAAGGGAAGGAGGUGAAGAAGGAGAAUCGGGGGAAGGGGGGAGCCGUGAGCAAGCUGAUGGAGAGCAUGGCUGCCGAGGAGGACUUCGAGCCCAACCAGGACUCGAGCUUCUCUGAGGAUGAGCACCUGCCUCGCGGCGGGGCCGUGGAGCGGCCACUGACUCCGGCUCCACGCUCCUGCAUCAUCGACAAGGACGAACUGAAGGACGGCCUGCGUGUGCUCAUCCCCAUGGACGACAAGCUGCUGUACGCCGGGCACGUGCAGACGGUGCACUCACCGGACAUAUACCGUGUGGUGGUGGAGGGUGAACGCGGGAACCGGCCCCACAUCUACUGUCUGGAGCAGCUGCUGCAGGAGGCGAUCAACGACGUGAGGCCGGCCUCCACCCGCUUCUUGCCGCAGGGGACCAGAAUCGCGGCCUACUGGAGUCAGCAGUAUCGCUGCCUGUAUCCGGGCACCGUGGUCCGAGGCUUGCUCGGUCUUGAGGAUGACGGGGACCUGAUCACUGUGGAGUUCGAUGACGGGGACACGGGGAGGAUCCCUCUCUCCCACAUCCGCCUUCUGCCUCCUGACUAUAAGAUCCAGUGUGCGGAGCCAUCCCCAGCCCUCCUGGUGCCAAGUGCCAAGCGCCGCAGCCGGAAGACCAGCAAAGACACCGGGGACAGCAAAGAUGGGGGCACGCCAGGGUCUGAGGAGCCCAGCUCUAAGGCACGAGGGCGUGGGCGGAAACCCAGCACCAAAGCCAAGAGUGAUAGAGCCGCUGUCCUGGAGGAGGGGGGCCCAACAGAGGAGGUCCCCAGUACCCCGUUGGCCCUGGAGCCGAUCAGCACCCCGAGUUCCAAGAAGAGCCCCCCAGAACCCAUGGACAAGCGGGCCAAAGCCCCCAAGGCUCGGCCAGCGCCCCCACAGCCCAGCCCGGCGCCGUCCACCUUCACCAGCUGCCCGGCUCCUGAGCCCUUUGGCGAGCUGCCGGCCCCCGCCGCGGUCCUGGCCCCCGCCCCCCUUGUCACCAUGCCCAUCACCAUGCCUGCCACCCGGCCCAAGCCCAAGAAGGCCCGGGCUGCCGAAGAGGCGGCCCCCAAGGGCCCCCGGAGGCCUGGGGAAGAGGCUGAGCUGCUCGUCAAGCUGGACCACGAGGGCGUGACGUCGCCCAAAAGCAAGAAGGCCAAAGAGGCCCUGCUUCUGCGGGAGGACCCGGGGGCUGGGGGCUGGCAGGAGCCCAAGGGCCUCCUGGGCCUGGGCAGCUACCCCCCGGCAGCGGGCGGCGGCGGCGGUGAGCCCAAGGCCGCCCGGCCCAAGGCCGCGGAUGGCGACCUGGCCCAGGAGCCUGGGGGCGGGCUCGAGUUCGAGGACUCGGGCAACCCGAAGAGCCCGGACAAGGGCCAGGCGGAGCAGGACGGGGCCGAGGAGUCGGAGAGCAGUGGCAGCAGCAGUGAGAGCGGUGGCAGCAGCAGCAGCUCCGAGACCGAGGGGGAGGAGGAGGGCCAGGGCGGCGGCCGGAACUGCAGCGCCUCCAGCUCCAGGGCGUCCUCGUCCUCGUCCUCCUCAUCCUCGUCGUCCUCCUCGUCUUCCUCCUCCUCCUCCUCCUCGUCCUCGUCCUCCUCGUCCUCG